Molecule: messenger RNA, 1032 nt
Organism: Talaromyces proteolyticus
Lineage: Eukaryota; Fungi; Ascomycota; Eurotiomycetes; Eurotiales; Trichocomaceae
Product: putative oxidoreductase
Exons: 1
Coding region: 1-1032 (343 amino acids)
Molecular function (GO): oxidoreductase activity, acting on the CH-CH group of donors, NAD or NADP as acceptor
Source: RefSeq, a predicted model, not a curated record
AUGAACUCCAAUAAAGCCUUGAUUUUCAAGAAUGUUCCCCAUGGGUAUCCUAUCCCAGGAAAGGACCUCACCAUCGAGCCUAUUUCAUACAAUGUUGAGAGCCCCAUUCCCCAAAAAGGCAUCCUCGUUCAGUCCCUCUACGCCAGUUUCGAUCCCUACAUGCGUGGUCGCAUGCGCGUUUCACAAAAAUCAUACACACAUCAUUUCGAAUUGAAUAAACCAAUUGAUAGUUUUGGCAUCGCAAAGGUUCUUCGUUCCAGUAAUUCUGCCUACAAAGAGGGAGAUCUUGUCAUCGGACAGCUCCCGAUUCAAGAAUAUGUCAUUGUAGACGAGACCGCCAUUACCAAAAUCCGGCUUUUAGAGAAUCCACUGGGGAUUGAGGAUAUUCGUGUCUUCCUUGGUGCCUUGGGUAUGCCGGGCUUGACGGCCUACUCGUCCUUUUAUAAAAUUGGCAAGCCUCAAAAAGGCGAGACCAUUUUCAUUUCUGCAGCUAGUGGUGCCGUGGGACAGAUCGUGGGACAGCUAGCCAAGCAUGAGGGGCUUACAGUUAUCGGGAGCGUGGGCUCUGAUGAAAAAUUGGAGUAUAUCACGAAUAUACUGAAUUUUGACUCAGGCUUCAACUAUAAGAAAGAAAAGCCUGCAGAUGCUCUUGCCCGUCUCGCCCCACAAGGCCUGGAUAUUUAUUAUGAAAACGUUGGGGGUGAGCACUUGGAAGCAGCUAUUAAUGCCAUGAACGACUUCGGCCGGAUCGUGUGCUGCGGAAUGAUCUCCGAGUCGAACAGCCCCCCGUAUCCCAUCACGAAUAUUCAUAAUCUAAUUUCGAAACGUCUCGAGAUGCGUGGCUUCAUCGUCUUUGAUCCCGGAUUCGCAGACGUCUACUCUCAAGAACACCAGCGAAACUUGCAGAGUUGGAUCAAAGAAGGUUCUUUUAAAACGUUAACACACGAGACUGUCGGUAUCGAUCACGCUGCUGAGGGCUUAGUUGGUAUCUUUCAAGGGAAAAACAUGGGCAAGGCAGUUUUGAAGUUUUAA